Microdochium trichocladiopsis is the source of this 1923-nucleotide messenger RNA. RefSeq lists its product as uncharacterized. Gene Ontology annotation, cellular component: membrane. Bases 1 to 1923 code for a protein of 640 amino acids. Gene Ontology annotation, biological process: transmembrane transport; metal ion transport. Gene Ontology annotation, molecular function: metal ion transmembrane transporter activity. The transcript has 4 exons. Lineage: Eukaryota; Fungi; Ascomycota; Sordariomycetes; Xylariales; Microdochiaceae. The record is from RefSeq and is a predicted model, not a curated record.
AUGACGUUCAAGGACACGCCCACUUGGGCGUUGAAGCGCAUCUACACUCGGGGGCGUCUCCCGCGCCAGCCGGGGACCGAGGAGCCCCUGGACAAGAACUUGCUCUUGCCAGAUCGCGGGCAUGGCGACUCACUCUACAUUGGCGACAUCUAUGCACGCGUGCCUACCAGUGCCGAGAUGGAAUGGUCCGCCGGGCUUUCAAAAGCUCCAGGGCCGUAUCUGAGCCACAUCAAGAAGAUCCAGCUGGCCUUCCCUCACCUGCGGUAUCUCUCAAACUGGAUGGAAGUCACCACCGCACCCGCGAAAUGGGACCUGCUCAAGGACCUCGACAACCUCGACGAGAUCCGGGACGAGCGGGCUCACCGGGUCCGCGCGGCAGCCGUGGACUUUGCGCCGUCUGCGGAGCCCAGCAUCCGCCGGAUCAACGACCUCGAAAGCCUGGACGGGGCCCUGAGCGACCAGAAGGCCCUCGCGGCAAAUGUCCACCGGCUAUAUGUGGUCGAGGACUUGUCCCGGGAGGUCAUUGAGCGGCUUGGGUUCCAGCUUGACAUUGAUCCUCUUUUCUUUCGGGAGCAGAUUAGUGAUUAUCUUUGGUCCAACGUGCAAGACCCUUGGGUCGAGUUGCCGGACCUCGACAUCGUGUCUCGAGACAGGCCGUUCUUCCACCUGACAUACGUGCAGCCGCGCUUCUUCCGCAACCACGCCGAGUUCACAGAGGCGCAGAGGGACGCCGGGCGUUUCAACGUGCUACGCAGGAUCGACGACGACAGCGCGCACAAGGCCAUCUUCGACAAGGAGGGAAGCGUCGUGGCCCUCGUGCGCAGCAAGUUCUCCCUCUGGACGCGACCCGCGCAGGACGGCAGAGGAGCUGUAGCGGUCCUGCUCGUAGACCCAACAAUCAAGGCAGGCUUCCCGCUCUGGAAGGGCUACCGGCCGUUCGUCGACUCCCCCGCGCCCUCGUCGCAAGUCAGGCACACUCCGGCGCCGACGACAGAGUCCCUCCUCGACAACGUCCUGCACUGGACGCGGCGCAUGCCGGCCCACGCCCGGGCCGAGAUCGCCGCGGACCCGCGCGUCAUGGCCUUCCGCAUGCUGCAGAUAUACUGCGCCGAGUGGCUCUCGGUGUCGCGCUACAUCCAGGCCCGCCUGGGCCAGAUCGAGUGGGAGAUUGAGCGCGAGGACUUCCGGCACGAGUCGCAGAAGGCCAUUGGGCCUUCGCUCGCCAAGCUGCACACCUGGCGUAGGCGCAUCCCGAUGUACAAGACCAUGGUCACGCAGGCGCACAAGGUCCUGUUCCGCAGGGACCGGAGGGUUCAUCCGUGGUCCUCGGUGCAGGAGAGCCGCGGCGGCGGCGGAGCAGACACAGGACUAUAUGGAGAAGGAGAAGGAGAAGAAGGAGAAGUACCGGGCGGUGGCAGUGCGACAGAAGCAGCAGCAAGAAGAAGGGGAGGAGGAGGACCGGGCCAGUCGAUCCUCGACCUCCGCGAGGACUUUACCCUCGUGUCCGAGGGCAUCACCGAGCUGCUCAGCCGGACGGAGCGCAUCGCGGCCGUCGCCACGGCCGUCACCGCCAUCGAGGAGACCCAGCGCGCCGCCGAGCACAACCUCCAGCUCGGCCGGCUCACCUACCUCGCCGUCAUCUUCGCCCCGCUCAGCUUCGUCUCCAGCUUCUUCAGCAUGACCGACAACCUCCCCUCCCUCGGCACCACCUUCUGGGUCUACUUCUGCGUGGCCGUGCCCAUGAGCCUCAUGGUGUACCUGCUCGUAGAGAAGGAGUGGAAGGCCGCGCUGCGCAGGUGGUGGGUCGCCGUCAAGGACAGGGCCCAGCGCAAAACGCCCGACAAUGGUCGUGCCGGCAGCGGUGACGGGGAGAGGCAUUAUAGCCAGAAGAUUGGCCCCCCAAGUGCGUUCGGGGCUAAGUAA